Planococcus citri (citrus mealybug) is the source of this 1462-nucleotide messenger RNA. It is a transcript of the gene Galphai, whose product is annotated as G protein alpha i subunit. The transcript has 6 exons. Gene Ontology annotation, molecular function: G-protein beta/gamma-subunit complex binding; G protein-coupled receptor binding; GTP binding. NCBI's taxonomy places the organism in Eukaryota, Metazoa, Arthropoda, Insecta, Hemiptera, Pseudococcidae. Gene Ontology annotation, cellular component: heterotrimeric G-protein complex. The record is from RefSeq and is a predicted model, not a curated record. The coding region runs from base 157 to 1221 and encodes 354 amino acids. Gene Ontology annotation, biological process: adenylate cyclase-modulating G protein-coupled receptor signaling pathway.
UGUAGUUAUUUUAGUAGUGUUAGUCCAGUUUUGUAAUAAUUUUUCAAGUAAUUCCGUCAAAUAAACUCCAAUUCUCAUAGCGUAGUGUUCCCAAUAGUUAAAAUACUUUCGAUGCUUAAAUAAUUCAACCGCGUAGUGCAAUAAAACUCCAACAAGAUGGGUUGCGCUAUAAGUUCAAACGAAAAAGAAGCUGUCGAACGUUCGAAGAAAAUAGAUAAAGAUUUACGCGCCGAUGGAGAAAGACAAGCCAGAGAAGUGAAAUUACUCCUACUAGGGGCUGGAGAAUCGGGCAAAAGUACCAUCGUAAAACAGAUGAAAAUCAUUCACGAGACGGGAUAUUCGCGCGAAGAAUGCGAAGAAUACAAACCAGUCGUUUACAGUAAUACUAUACAGAGUUUGAUGACUAUUAUUAAAGCUAUGGAUCAGUUAGGGAUCAGUUUCAACGACAGAAAUGAUAUCGAAAAAGUCAAACAAUUCUACGAGCUGGCUCGUUACGUCGAAAGAGGAGAAAUCAAACGCGAACUGUUCACUUUAAUGAAACAUUUAUGGAAUAAUCCAGGAGUACAGCAUUGUUUCACCCGAUCUCGAGAAUAUCAAUUAAACGAUUCAGCUGCCUAUUAUCUAAAUGCUCUGGAUCGUAUAUCUCAAUCCGAUUACAUUCCUACUCAACAAGAUGUACUGAGAACUCGAGUUAAAACUACAGGCAUCAUAGAGACAACUUUCACUUUUAGGGGAUUACAUUUCAAAAUGUUCGACGUUGGUGGUCAAAGAUCGGAAAGAAAAAAAUGGAUUCAUUGUUUCGAAGGUGUAACUGCGAUCAUAUUCUGCGUUGCGUUAUCAGGUUACGAUUUAGUUCUGGCUGAAGACGAAGAAAUGAAUCGAAUGAUCGAAUCGAUGAAAUUAUUCGACUCCAUUUGUAAUAGUAAAUGGUUCGUGGAGACAUCCAUAAUACUAUUUCUAAACAAGAAAGAUCUUUUCGAAGAUAAAAUCAAAACGAGCCCGUUAACGAUCUGUUUCCCAGAAUACGCCGGCUCGAAUUCGUACGAAGAAUGCGCCGCAUACGUUCAAAUGAAAUUUGAAUCGUUGAACCGAAGAAAGGAGCACAAAAGUAUUUACACUCAUUUCACAUGCGCCACAGAUACGAACAAUAUUCAAUUCGUAUUCGACGCUGUAACCGAUGUAAUCAUCAAAAUGAACUUAAAGGACUGCGGGUUAUUUUAAAGUUACGAUUUUUUCUCUUUUUUUUGUAUAAUAUGCCAUAAAGUAUACGUAACACCUUAAAUGCCAUAUUAUUUAUCUUUUCUAAGUUCUUCAUUAACGAACAAAAAUGUAUAUUUGUAAACUAUUCUUAAGGAUAACGAACUGUGUUACGUUGUGGAUCUACAUCUUAUGAGAAUCGUUGAUCGGUAAUUCGCUACUUGUUGACUUUACCAUUGUUUUAUUGUUUUUUUUUUUCUAUAAA